Messenger RNA from Manihot esculenta (cassava), 1773 nucleotides. RefSeq names its product protein ELC-like. The transcript has 2 exons. Lineage: Eukaryota; Viridiplantae; Streptophyta; Magnoliopsida; Malpighiales; Euphorbiaceae. Gene Ontology annotation, molecular function: ubiquitin binding. Bases 141 to 1397 code for a protein of 418 amino acids. Gene Ontology annotation, cellular component: ESCRT I complex. The record is from RefSeq and is a predicted model, not a curated record. Gene Ontology annotation, biological process: protein transport; endosome to lysosome transport; protein modification process.
AAAAAGCAAGUACGCGCAAACUCAUUACUUCUCCUUCUAAGCUACCUCGGGUCUCCUCCGCCAGCGGUUUGCUCCCAGUUUCUCCCUCAUUUCUCUCUGUGAAAAUCGCAAUCCAACUUAAGCCACCGCCGAUCGACCCAAUGGUGCCACCACCUAACCACCAAGCCACCCAGCAAUUCCUCUCCUCAGUCCUCUCUCAACGCGGCCCCUCCUCCCUCCCUUACACUGAAGAUACCAAAUGGCUAAUCCGCCAGCACCUUCUCUCCCUCAUCGGCACUUACCCUUCUCUCGAACCCAAAACCGCUACCUUCACGCACAACGAUGGUCGUUCCGUCAACCUCCUCCAAGCCGACGGCACCAUUCCCAUGCCAUUUCAGGGGGUCACUUACAACAUUCCGAUCAUCAUCUGGCUCAUGGAGUCCUACCCCCGCCACCCACCUUAUGUCUAUGUGAAUCCCACGCGUGAUAUGAUUAUCAAGCGGCCUCACCCUCAUGUUAACCCUUCAGGUUUGGUCUCCAUUCCUUAUUUGCACAAUUGGAUCUACCCUAGCUCUAAUCUCGUCGAUCUAGUUCGUGAAUUAAGUACCAUUUUUGGCCGUGACCCUCCUCUCUAUUCCCAACGCCGCCCAAACCCUAAUCCUUGUCCGAGCCCUAGCCAAAACAUCAACCCCAACCCCAAUUAUGCUGCGAAUCCAUCAAAUUUAUCGCAUUCUUCGAGUUUGGGAUCCGUGGGCCCUGCUGGAGGGCAUGUUGGAUAUCCGCGUCCGAUGAAUAGGCCCUACCCGCCAUCUCCGUACAGUGGUAGUACUGGUGGGCCGCCAGGGCGGCCACAAACGGAGGAUGCUGCGGAGGUUUAUAAGAGGAACGCGAUCAAUAAAAUUGUGGAGACCGUUCAUGUGGAUAUCAUGCAACUGAGAAAAGCAAGGGAGGUGGAGAUGGAGGGUUUAUUCAGUGCGCAGGCUGUGUUGAGGAGGAGGGAGGAGGACAUUAAUAAGGGGCUUAAGGAGAUGCAAGAUGAGAUGGAGGGGUUGGAGGCGCAAUUACAAGUUGUAUUGAUGAAUACAGAUGUCCUAGAGGCGUGGGUCAGAGAAAACAGUGGGAAAACGAAAGGGAAUGCAGAGGAUUUGGAUGUGGACAAUGUGUUUGAGUGCACUGAUGCUCUAUCAAAGCAGAUGUUAGAGUGCACAGCAGCUGAUUUAGCAAUUGAGGAUGUUGUUUAUUCCUUAGAUAAGGGAGUACAGGAAGGGGCAGUGCCCUUUGAUCAAUACUUAAGGAAUGUAAGGUUGUUAUCAAGGGAGCAGUUUUUCCAUAGGGCUACUGCUGCAAAAGUUAGGGCCACCCAGAUGCAGGCUGAGGUUGCUAGUAUGGCUGCUAGAGCGCCUCAUUAUGCUUCUUGAAUGAUUAAUGGCGUUGUGCUACAUUUUGUGGCUAUUCGAGGCUGAUAAAGAGCAUCCUCAAAGGUCUACAGAUAUUUGGAUUGCAGUAAAUGUAUAGUAAGAAGCAAAAGUUUUCAGUUUGAUAUGGGAGGUUUGAGGUUUCAUUAUUUUCAGUUUAAUUUUGAGCAAAAAAAUCUGGCGACGAGACCCGCAUUGGUAAUGAAGAAGUCCGGAGGGAUCUGUUUGCUUAAUAAACAAUCAUUCAUGUGAAUUUAAUGGAUGGGAAUGGACGGAUCAAAUUUUGGUCCAUUCUCUUAUAUAGUGUGAUUUUAAGGCACUACAGUGCUAUUAGUACGGGUAGGAUUAUAUUUGAGUAUUUUGAAGGGGACUUUUCCCA